Fraxinus pennsylvanica is the source of this 825-nucleotide messenger RNA. The record is from the annotation of a GenBank genome assembly. NCBI's taxonomy places the organism in Eukaryota, Viridiplantae, Streptophyta, Magnoliopsida, Lamiales, Oleaceae.
AUGGCUUCUUUUAGCGUUCCUUGUCCUAAGAUAUCAUCUCUCCUGGGCGCUUCAUUGGAGUCGGAAAACCGUCAGGAGCAUCUCCCAUGUAUCGCAUCGUUUCCUCGAUCUGAUUCUAGAUCGAAUCUGGGCCCUUUAUUUCUCACUCAGGGAUGUAACCGGAGCCAAUCAGAUGUUUUUAGGGUGUGUGCACAGCUAAACGAGGUUUCUAUUGAGAAAAUAUCAAAUUCUGCACCAGCUCUUGAGACAAAAUUAGCUGAAGAAAUGAAAAAUCAAUACACAGUUCCAGAUGCAUCAUCCAUUUCAGCAUUCAUGACUCAAGUGGCGGAUCUUGUCAAGCUAGUAGAUUCAAAAGAUAUAAUGGAGUUGCAGCUUAAGCAAAUGGACUGUGAAGUCCUUAUAAGAAAAAAGGAGGCAUUGCCACAAGCAUCAGCUGCAGCCCCUGUUUUUUAUGCACAACCUUCCACUCAUCAGGCUAUGGUUUCACCGCAAUUGCCUCCUUCAAAUGUCCCUGCUCCUGCUUCUCCUGUUCCUUCAACUCCAGCUUCAGUGCCAGCACCACCUGCUCUGACGAAACCAAAGUCAUCACAUCCUCCACUAAAAUGUCCUAUGGCUGGAACAUUUUAUCGUGCUUCUGCCCCAGGGGUACCACCUUUCGUGAAGGUGGGAGAUAAGGUCCAAAAAGGGCAGGUAGUAUGUAUUAUUGAGGCCAUGAAACUGAUGAAUGAGAUUGAGGCUGAUCAAUCGGGAACCGUAGUUGAUAUACUUGCAGAUGAUGGGAAACCUGUCAGCGUGGACAUGCCUCUAUUUGUCAUUGAGCCAUGA